AUUCGAUCGCCGCCCAGCUCUUCUUCUUCUUCCUUUGAUUCAGCAGCGCCUCCCUCUCCUUCGAUUCACCGCACGCGAAGACACCGGUGACGACGAGGGACGCUGACCAAACCAACGCCGGCGACCAUGGUGACGGCGCGAGCAAAUUCGAGCGCUGGCCCACCCUGUUUCUUCUCUGGUCAGGCACAACGGCGACGGCAGGGGGCUCUUCCUCCUCCCAUCAAGUUCCGGCGUGUCCAGCUUUGCCCAACAGAUUCGGCGACCUCGGAUUCUAAUCCAGCAACCAGCGGCGGCGGGUCUGACCCAACGAACUCCGGCGAACCAGGAAGCUCCGGCGACUACCUCUGUUCCAGCGACUGGUUUGGGCAGCAGCGAGGAUAGGUCCAGACAGCAGUGGCGCGAGUCCUCUCUCCUCCAGGGACCUCCGGCGAUGAUCAAGACGAUUUGGGCAGCAAGAAAUAGACCCGAACGACGUGGUCGUAUCCUGCCGAGCUCCAAACAACAGCGGGUAAAGCCGGGCAACAGCCACAGUGGAACUAGGCUGCGGCGGUGCACGUUCUCUGUCAACGAUUAUUGGACCAUGCUUUCCUAGAAUUCAAAUUGAACCAACGAGGUAAUCAUGGAGGGACUGACUUUGGAAUCCAUCCUGGAGGGCAGCAUGAAAGAGGAGAUGUAUGGAUGCAGGGAUUUAAUAAUGUUUGAUUUAAUUA
Cuscuta campestris is the source of this 710-nucleotide messenger RNA. The record is from the annotation of a GenBank genome assembly. NCBI's taxonomy places the organism in Eukaryota, Viridiplantae, Streptophyta, Magnoliopsida, Solanales, Convolvulaceae.